This is a messenger RNA of Argentina anserina (silverweed cinquefoil), 727 nucleotides long. RefSeq names its product oleosin G-like. NCBI's taxonomy places the organism in Eukaryota, Viridiplantae, Streptophyta, Magnoliopsida, Rosales, Rosaceae. Gene Ontology annotation, cellular component: monolayer-surrounded lipid storage body; membrane. The record is from RefSeq and is a predicted model, not a curated record. Gene Ontology annotation, biological process: lipid storage. The transcript has a single exon. The coding region runs from base 82 to 585 and encodes 167 amino acids.
UUCCCCACACCUGUUUUCUCCUUCCCCGUUUUAUGUCCUCACCUUCUCUAUGUCACUUUCUCUCCAACUCACAUCUCCUCCAUGGCGGACCGUCACCAGCAACCCCAGCCGGCCCAGCAGAACCACCAGCACCGAUCCCAAACUACCCGAUCCUCCCACGGCUCCUUCCUAAGUAAACUCCAAGCCCACGUCCCCAACUCCACCCAGCUCAUCGGACUACUCACCCUCCUCGUCUCCGGCGGCAUUCUCCUACUCCUCACAGGAAUCACCAUCACCGCUACAGUUUUAGGGCUCAUCUUUUUCACGCCAAUUCUCAUCGUUUCAAGCCCCGUAUGGGUCCCACUCGUCACGGUCCUGUUCCUCACCGCAGCCGGGUUCGUGUCCAUGUGCGGCUUCGGCGCCGCCGUCGUGGGCGGGUUGUCGUGGAUGUACAGGUACUUCAAGGGGAUGCACCCGCCCGGUUCGGACCGGGUUGACUACGCUCGGAGUAGGAUUUACGACACGGCUAGCCACGUCAAGGACUAUGCCAAAGAUUACGGUGGGUAUUUGCAUAGUAAGGUCAAGGAUGCAGCUCCGGGAGCUUAGCCGGAGUGGUGAUCGGGGUUUUCUUUUGAAACCGGAAGAAAUGUUGGACCGGGUUUUUUUCAUUUAUUUAUUUACAUUUUCCUGUUUGGUGUGUCUCUUUUGUUACUUUUGACUAUAUAUGAGGUUCUACGUUUUUGUUUUA